GAGCGGCGAGGAACGAAGGCGAGAGGAGAAAGUAAUCCAGGUUGUGUUUUUUCUGUCUUCUCUGGCUCUUGAUGCUACGCCAGUGAUCCUGCAUAACUCAUAUGUUUACCUCUAAAUUUUCACGCCUUGGAAGCAAAUGAAGAUUUUAUGAGUUCUUCCCUGGAAAUGGCAUUGAAGCCGUUAAGUAAUAUCUGGAUUCGGCGACAGCAGUGCCCUUGUGGUGACUGGAAGUGUUACAUUAGAUUUGAUGGAGAUGAUCAGACAUCAGGAGCAAGUUGUCAGGUAACAAAGAGAGAGACAGAACAAGCAUCAUCGUCUUCGUACGACACCGUGUUCACGCCUUAUGUUGGUCAAAUAUUCAGAACCGAUGACGAGGCAUUUGAAUACUACAUCACUUUUGCUAGGAAGAACGGGUUUUCGAUCAGGAAGGCACGGUCUACUGAAAGCCAGAAUUUAGGAGUCUAUAGGCGAGAUUUUGUUUGUUACCGUUCUGGGUUCAAUCAACCUAGGAAGAAAGCCAAUGUCGAGCAUCCGCGUGAACGUAAAUCAGUACGAUGCGGAUGCGAUGCCAAGUUAUAUUUGACAAAGGAAAUUGUUGAUGGAGUAAUUCAGUGGUAUGUCUCACAGUUCAGCAAUGUUCAUAACCACGAACUUUUGGAGGAUGACCAAGUGAGGCUGCUCCCAGCAUAUCGGAAGAUACAGCAAGCUGAUCAGGAAAGGAUUCUUCUGCUGUCUAAAGCUGGGUUUCCUGUGAAUCGGAUAGUGAAGUUGUUGGAGCUAGAAAAGGGUGUUCAGCCGGGACAGUUGCCUUUUAUAGAGAAAGACGUUAGAAACUUCGUUAGGACGUGUAAGAAGACCGUUCAAGAAAACGAUGCUUUUCUUGCCGAAAAACGAGAGAAUGACAUACUGGAACUCCUAGAGUCCUGCAAAGCUAUGGCUGAGAGGGAUAUGGAUUUCUCUUAUGACUAUACAACAGACGAAAGUCAUAAGGUUGAAAACCUUGCAUGGUCUUAUGGAGAAUCUGUUCGUGCCUACUCGUUAUUUGGUGAUGUCGUCAUUUUUGACACCACAUAUCGUUCAAUCACCUACGGCUUGCUUCUCGGAGUGUUAUUUGGUAUAGACAAUCAUGGAAAGGCAAUUCUUCUUGGAUGUGUUUUGCUUCAGGAUGAGAGCUGUCGUGCUUUCACAUGGGCUCUACAGACUUUUGUCCGUUUCAUGAGAGGAAGGCAUCCACAGACAAUUCUGACUGAUAUCGAUACUGCGCUUAUUGAUGCUAUAGCUAGGGAACUGCCAAAUACGAACCACGUUAUAUUUAUGUGGCACAUUGUCUCCAAACUAUCGAGCUGGUUUUGUCAGGCUCUUGGAUCGCAGUAUGAAGAUUUCAGAGCCGGGUUUGAAAUUUUAUGUCGGACAGGGAAUGCAAAUGAAUUUGAACAGCAAUGGAAUCUAUUUGCCACUCGGUUUGGUCUUGCUUCAGAUAAGCAUGUUGCGCUGUUGUAUUCACUUAGAGCAUCCUGGUUGCCUUGUUAUAUCAGAGGUCAUUUUGUCGCCCGAGCUAUGACAGCUGAGUAUAAACUCUCUCUAGAUUCCUUCUCGAAAAGAAUUGUUGCUGGACAGACAUCCUUACAAGUGUUUCUUGAACAGGUCGGUGCUGCUGCAAGCAUGGCAUACCAAAACCCCGAACAGUUUCACAACCUGAAUGUGAAGACAUGCAUGCCUAUGGAAGAACAUGCCAAGAGCGUUCUCACACCUUAUGCUUUCAGUGUGUUGCAAAAUGAAAUGGUCCUAUCCAUGCAAUAUGCGGUGUCUGAAAUGCCAAAUGGUUCAUACAUUGUACCUCACUUCAAAAAAAUGGAAGGAGAAUGCCUUGUGUUGUGGAUCCCGGAAAAUGAAGAGGUCCAUUGUUCUUGCAAGGAAUUUGAGCAUUCGGGAAUCUUGUGCAGGCAUUCUCUUCGUGUGCUGUUCAUGAAGAACUUCUUCCAGAUACCGGACCAAUACUUCCUUCUUCGAUGGAGGAGGGAAAGCUCUCUUGUUCCCACGGAGAGUCAAAAUGGCCAAGGCACCAGUGACUUGUGUGCUCGAGAGUUUCACUUGCUCACAGAAACUCUGCUAACAGAAUCUUUGAUCUCGAAAGAACGGUUUGAUUAUGUUCGUAAGGAACUCUCUACAAUUCUUGAUCAUGUUAGAAAUAUGCCCCCAGUUGACACUUUUGUAUCAGUUAUGGCUUCUAAUACAGCAAGUGAAUACUAAGAGUUGUCUCUACUUCUUUGAUGUUCUGAAUCGAAAGAGCUUUUUGA
Molecule: messenger RNA, 2297 nt
Organism: Tarenaya hassleriana
Lineage: Eukaryota; Viridiplantae; Streptophyta; Magnoliopsida; Brassicales; Cleomaceae
Product: putative protein FAR1-RELATED SEQUENCE 10
Exons: 4
Coding region: 148-2250 (700 amino acids)
Biological process (GO): regulation of DNA-templated transcription
Molecular function (GO): zinc ion binding
Source: RefSeq, a predicted model, not a curated record